Molecule: messenger RNA, 2566 nt
Organism: Manihot esculenta (cassava)
Lineage: Eukaryota; Viridiplantae; Streptophyta; Magnoliopsida; Malpighiales; Euphorbiaceae
Exons: 9
Coding region: 792-2039 (415 amino acids)
Source: RefSeq, a predicted model, not a curated record
AUUUCCAAUCCGAAUCUUCAUCCUUCUCCAUUUUCAACCACUUCAUCAACCCUAACCCUAACUUCCUCCUUCUCACUUCCCUUCUUUCAAUGUAGUUGUUAUAUUUGUGUCUCAGCUGAACGCUUCUGGAUUUCCAUUUUGCUGCAGAACAUUUGAUAGCCAAGCAAUGUGUUGAUUUGUGGACUAGAAAGUUUUAGCUAUGGCAGAGUAUGCACCUUCAACAUCGUGUGUUAAGUUGCAUAUGUGGACUACUUGUGUCAGAGAGAAGAGCUAUUUAAUCCGAGAUUCACAUUUUAGGACGUCACAGAGGUCUCCUCUUUGCUUCAUUUUGAACUCCCGUCUCUCUGACGUUAUAUGGUGGAUUUUGAUUUUUGGUUGAAUUAGAAAUAGGAGUAAUUCAACUGGCCAAAUGCCUAGUGAUCGUUUGCAACAUUUGGUUGUUUGGUAUUACUAGCAUUGUUAAAUGACAUGGGCUUUCGUUUUGGUGGAAAUCUAAAUUACCUAAAAAAGCGAAAAUCUAAUUCUACAUCUGAUUGGCCCUGUUGAGAUCAACUUGUUUGUUUUCUUGGAAUCCCAAUGAUCACACAUCACCGAGGAGAAAAUAUUCCUGUGGCAGUUGUAAAGUUGUCAAGCUCCCUUUUUGGAAAACUUCCAGCACUGGACUCUCAAAUUUGAAACCAAGUCGUUGUAAAAGGGAAAUUUCCUCGAGGUGUAGUUGCUUGGGAGCUCUGGUGGACCCUGAUGGUGCAACUGCAUCUGGUUUGGUUUCUAUUAGCGACCAGUUGCUUCUGAUGGCCAGCAUAGCUCUUACAUAUAUGGCCGGCGUAAUUCCUACUGAUAGGCCCAAUUUGAAUUCUUGGAGGAAUAUGGCAGAUGACAAUGUGGUCCAUGAAACUGCAGCUUCUUCUGGUAGUGCUAAGAAGAAUCAAGACCAUGCUAACGUAAAAUAUGCUUGGGAUUCAGUAAAGGAAAAACUCUUGGAUGCUCUUCAUUCUAUAGAACACAAAAGCAAUAUAGGAAACAGAAUCCGUGAAAUUGAGCAGCAGCGAGCAAAACAACCCUUAAGUUUGUAUGCUAUAUCCGAGGGUCCCAAGUUUCGACUACUUUGGGCUUCUUUUAAACAACUUGAGGAUGAGGUGAAUACCAUUUUUGGCGAUUGUGAGGAUUUUAAUUUGGAUGAUUGGCCGACUGUUUUUCCUGAAAUUAUUCUAAAAUCUUGUAACUGUAUUUGCAUGGCUUGGCUAGUAGAGGAACUUCGUCUUGAAAACAAGAAACUGGAUAAGGAACUUCUCUCUUUAAUUAUUCAGAAGUUAAAAGGAGAUGAAACUGUUUUACAGACUAUAAGAAAGUCAGGCAAGGAAGGUCUUUAUGGAGAAUUAUUGUACUUUCUUAGAUUUGGUUCUCUCAGCAGGAAGAAUUGCUGUUACAACCAGGUUUUGUUUACUUUGCAUGGAGAUUCUAUAUUGGAAGAUUUGGUAAUAACUUUAGCAGAUGGCAUUGCCAGUAUGUAUUUGGAGCUUAUUUCUGUUGAUGGUAAUUUGACAAAUGAAAUGAACAACCUGGGAAUGAUCAUGUGUAGUUUGUCAACCCGAGCACUCCAGAGAUUGCGAAAUGAGGUGGCUUUAAAUCAAUGGUUGUAUCAAAAUGUGGAGGCAGUUGUUUCAAUGUAUGAGGAUCGAUUUGAUCUAUGCACUCUACAGUCGAUGAUAAUUGAGGAAACAAGCCAGAAUCAGACUGGAAAUCCUAGUUGGUGGAAGAAUCUUACUCGGAGAAAAUCUGGAAUGAUGCCAUCUUCAUUCUGUUAUGUUGUCAUAAGCCAGUUUCCGAUUUCUGUAAAACGGACCAAGGAAUUAAAGGCUUUGACAGGGUGGAGAUACUACUUUAGUCUAUACCUUGAGUUAUCAGAUAUUUCCAUGCCACUGAUUAGAGCUGUCAUUGACAAAGUUGGCAGUGCAGUAUCAUUCUUUCUACGUACCUUGAUUGGCAGAUCAUUAGGACUCAUCUACACUGGAAUUAGGCAGUCCCUGCGAUGGAAGUGAGAUGUCAUGGAGGAACUUCUUAUUAUGCAUUGGUCAAUUCAUGGUGUCCACGUCUUUUUGUAAAGAUGGUUUCCCACUUUGAUACUGCCACUUUUUUACUGUCCUGGUUACGAGGAAUGAUGUUAUUUGGAGUUCUUGGGGUCAUCAAGCAAGUUCUAUUAGCUCCGGUGAAUACCUUGCUUGGAGUUUUCCUACAACUGUUUUCUUAUUGCAAAGUUUAAUGUUUUUAUGCGCAGUUUUAAUUUUGAACCCUUAGCCUUUGCCAGGGAUUGUUCUUAGCGUCACUUAUAAAAGUGGUUCCUUGAGUAGACAAGAAAAUGUGACCCAGGUGGAGAAAAGUCAUGGGGGACUAUUAGUGUACUGUCCUUCAAUUGCAAUAAGGGAUUAAAUUUACUUGUUGAAAAGAGGAAAAAAGAAUUCAUGUUUGAAGGGCUAUAGUGAUGAAGCAUGGCUAUCCAGACCCAAGAAAAGAAAAGAAAAGCUUAAAUUCCGUUUUUAAUAAUGAUGCACAUUUCUUCACUAUCCAA